AUGUCUUCCAUCCUCCACGCAUCUCUCCUCCUCCUCUUGGUGACCGGCUUCGUGCGGCUGCUCAUGGUCGGCCGGCGGCCCAAGAACUACCCGCCCGGCCCGCCCACCAUUCCCAUUCUUGGCAAUAUUCAUCUUAUGCCCAAACGCGACCUGCAUCUCCAGCUCCGCAAAUGGGCCGACCAAUACGGCCCCGUCUUCUCGCUGAUCCUCGGCACCCAGACGCUCGUCGUUCUCAGCAGCGACCAGGCCGUCAAGGACCUGCUCGACAAGAAGAGCAACAUCUACUCGGACCGGCCGGAGCUGUAUGUCGGCCAGACGCUGGCGAGCGGCGGGCUGCGGCUGCUCAUGAUGGGCUACGGCCAGACGUGGCGCGGGUUCCGCAAGCUGAUCCACUCGCUGCUCAACGUGGCCGCGUCCAAGGCCUACCUGACGUACCAGGUGCUGGAAAACAAGCAGAUGCUGUACGACCUGACGCAGACGCCCGAGGACUUUUUGUGCCACAUCCGCCGCUACUCGAACGCGCUGACGACGACCAUGGUCUUUGGCUGGCGCACGCCGACGUACCAGGACGACAAGCUGAUGCAGCUGUUUGACGGCUUCGCCGAGUUUGCCGACCUCAACCAGACGGGCGCCGCCGCGCUGCUGGACGCCUUCCCGCUGCUGCGCAGCCUCCCCGAGGCCCUCAACCCGACGCGGCGCCUGGCCAAGACGCUGCACGCCAAGGAGAAGGCGCUGUACCUCAGCCACUGGCUCAAGGCCAAGGACGAGAUCCGCAAGGGCACCAUUGCGCCGUGCUUCUGCGUCGGCCUGGCCGAGGCCCAGAAGAAGGAGGGCUUUUCGGACGACCAGGCCUGCUACAUCUCGGGCACGCUGCUCGAGGCCGGCUCCGACACGACGUCCAGCACCAUCUACGCGUUUGUGCAGGCCAUGCUGCUCUACCCGGCCAUCCAGAAAAAGGCCCAGGCCGUCGUCGACGCGGUCGUGGGCGACGCGCGCCUGCCCACCAUGGACGACGACGCCGAGCUGCAGUACGUGCGCGCCAUUAUGAAGGAGACGAUCCGGUGGAUGCCGACCACCAUCCUGGGCGCGGUGCCGCACGCCGUCACGGCGGACGACGACUACAACGGGUACCGGAUCCCCAAGGGCGCGGGGGUGCUCAACAACGUCUGGGGCAUCAACAUGGACGCGACGCGCCACCCCGAGCCGCGCCGCUUCGACCCCGACCGCUACCUCGACGACCGCCAGUCGCUCGGCGAGGCCGCGGCCAACCCGGACGCGGCCAGGCGCGACCAGUUCACCUUUGGCGCCGGCCGCCGCAUCUGCCCGGGCAUCCACGUGGCCGAGCGCAGCCUGUUCCUGGCCAUGUCGCGCAUUCUGUGGGGCUUCGACAUCACGCCGGCGCUCGACGCCAGCGGACAGCCCGAUCUGCCGGACCAGGAGAAGCUGACGCAGGGCUUUGUGUGCAUGCCCCAGGAGUUCCGCGCCACCAUCCGGCCGCGGUCCGAGGCACGCAAGCAGCUGAUCGAGGCGGAGUGGGAGGCGGCCCAGACGGAGAAUCUCGACCCUGUCACCAAGCAGUGGAAGGACAGCUACAUGGACAAGAGUUGGACGGUAAAGACGUAG
Sporothrix brasiliensis 5110 is the source of this 1623-nucleotide messenger RNA. RefSeq names its product cytochrome P450. Lineage: Eukaryota; Fungi; Ascomycota; Sordariomycetes; Ophiostomatales; Ophiostomataceae. The transcript is spliced from 2 exons. The coding region runs from base 1 to 1623 and encodes 540 amino acids. The record is from RefSeq and is a predicted model, not a curated record. Gene Ontology annotation, molecular function: iron ion binding; heme binding; oxidoreductase activity, acting on paired donors, with incorporation or reduction of molecular oxygen.